UUGGAGAGACUGAGAGAGACACACCACCCAUUCGUUUCCUCCCCCUAAACUGUCCACACACUGCACUUGCUGCCUCUUCCAGCUUCUGUCUUUAGUUUACCAAAGAUCCCUGCACUGACUGAUAUUGCUCGUAAUGUGGUGCAGUAGAACAGCGCUCGGGAGACUGCAGAAGAUCGCCCCGUGUACCGUCUCCGGAUUUCAUCGCGCGAUGUCCACGUUACCCAAAGUUUAUGUGACGCGCAAGGUGCCGCCGGACGGACUGGACAUUCUCCGCAAAUCCGGACAGGUGCAGUUUGAGAUGUGGGACUCUGAUGACCCUGUGCCCCGAGUGGAGCUGCUGAAGAAGGUCAAAGGUUGCGAUGGAAUACUGUGUGUACUCACAGAGAAGAUUGAUGCACAGCUAUUGAACGCUGCAGGUCCAAAUCUAAAAGUCCUCAGCACCAUGUCAGUGGGCUUUGAUCAUCUUUCUCUGGAUGAACUCAAGAAAAGGGGUAUCCGUGUAGGAUAUACUCCGGAUGUACUGACUGACGCUGUGGCUGAACUGACUGUUGCCCUGUUACUCGCUACAUCCAGAAGACUCAUUGAGGCCACACAUGAGGCUAAAACGGGUGGCUGGGGUACUUGGAGAACUUUAUGGCUGUGCGGUCAUGAACUAGCAAACAGCACAGUUGGCAUUUUGGGACUUGGGAGGAUUGGUGUGGCUAUCGCCGAGCGUCUGAAGCCAUUUAAGGUGAAGAAGUUCAUCUACACAGAUGUAGAGCCGAGACCUGAGCUCGCAAAAAUGAUAGAGGCAGAAUAUGUCUCUUUAGAUGAGUUGGCCAAGCAGUCUGAUUUCCUGGCCAUAUGCUGUGCUCUGACUCCAGAGACUCAUGGGAUCUGCAAUUGGAAUCUCUUCUCCAAGAUGAAGAAAAAUGCCAUCUUCAUCAAUACAAGCAGAGGGGGAGUGGUCAAUCAGGAAGAUCUGUAUGAAGCCCUGUCCACCGGUCUGAUUGCUGGAGCCGGGCUUGAUGUCACCACACCUGAACCGCUGCCCACACACCAUCCUCUUUUCACACUCAAAAACUGUGUGAUUCUUCCCCACAUUGCCAGUGCUUCCUACACGACACGGAACGCCAUGUCUGCUCUUGCUGCCAAUAACCUGCUCGCUGGACUAAGAGGAGAACCCAUGCCUAAAGAACUUAAACUGUAGAAAGAGACGCCAUAGAACCAGUUAAGGGAAUAGUUCUUGCCAGAAUGAAAAUUGCGUCUUUAUUUACUCGCCUUCCUGUUGUUCCAAACCUGUAUGACGUCUUUUUCCAAGGAAUUUUUUAAAAAUCUUCAUACAGCUCUUUUCUAAACAACAGUUUACAGUGACCACAGCUCCAAAAAAGGCCACAUUAAUUACUUUCAUAUAUAAAAUUGGCCAAUAACUAAUAUGCCAAUAUACUGUGCAUCCCUACAAAAAAGCACCACAAAUUUAGCCCAUAAAUGUCAUAAGUAGGGCAUAAAUGUCAUUUAAAUAAUAAGCUAACUGGACAUAGUUUACUAGACAUAACAUAACUGGACAUAACAGCAUGUGUUAAGUAUAUAGAGACAGAAUUGUCAUUUUGUGUGAACUUUCCCUUUAAAAUAAAUGCAGAACCCACGUUUGUGUUCUAACAUCAAAAGACCAGUGUUUGCGAGUAUACAGACAAGGUUCACAGUCUGAGAUCAAUGAUCUACAAAGAGCAAACUCAGCAAAGACCAGCAAGGUCCAUACAAGUCAUAUGGUUCUUAAAUAUGUUGCAAGUUUAGUACUUUUUAGUCUUCCCUUUUCAAACCGGACAAAAACAAACACAUUAAUGAAAAGACAGAGAGAAUGUCUAGUAUUCUUCAUGAUUUUAUUUACUUAAUUUUUUUAAACCAGUAGAAAAAAGGAGUGUUCUAACAAUGUGCGAUUAAUAGCCAUUACACAAACUCACAUUAAUUCCUUCACUUUUGGCAUCUCUAGAUCUGAAGAAAAAAAAAAUCAUUGUGAUUUGUGAUUCAAUUAAUUUAAAGAAACCGUCCUCUUUGACUACUGUUACAGAUAACACAUGAUAUGUACAUACAUUUAAGGUCAUCUUCUUUGUGACAAUUAAUGUGUAAAUUGAAAAUUUAAACUGGUUUUGAAUUUCUGAUAUUUCCAGUAUAUUUUGAUUAUACUAGAAAUGAUGUAACAGAACUGUUGCAUAAACACUCAUGUUUUAAGAUUCAUGUAAAAAAAAAAAAAAAAAAAAAUCAAUAAUUUGAAAAAAUAAAAGUACAGUAAUU
Messenger RNA from Ctenopharyngodon idella (grass carp), 2271 nucleotides. It is a transcript of the gene grhprb, whose product is annotated as glyoxylate reductase/hydroxypyruvate reductase b. NCBI's taxonomy places the organism in Eukaryota, Metazoa, Chordata, Actinopteri, Cypriniformes, Xenocyprididae. The record is from RefSeq and is a predicted model, not a curated record. Gene Ontology annotation, molecular function: NAD binding; hydroxypyruvate reductase (NADH) activity; glyoxylate reductase (NADPH) activity. The coding region runs from base 134 to 1189 and encodes 351 amino acids. The transcript has 9 exons. Gene Ontology annotation, cellular component: cytosol.